This is a messenger RNA of Rhinolophus ferrumequinum (greater horseshoe bat), 729 nucleotides long. RefSeq names its product cholecystokinin (gene CCK). The transcript is spliced from 3 exons. Gene Ontology annotation, biological process: digestion. The coding region runs from base 139 to 486 and encodes 115 amino acids. Gene Ontology annotation, molecular function: neuropeptide hormone activity. The record is from RefSeq and is a predicted model, not a curated record. Lineage: Eukaryota; Metazoa; Chordata; Mammalia; Chiroptera; Rhinolophidae. Gene Ontology annotation, cellular component: extracellular region; axon.
UGGGCAGAUGGAUGAGUGGCCGGCAGCGCCGGGCGGGGCUAUUUAAGAGGCAGCCUCCUGCUCGCCGCCCUGAACUUGGCUCGUUUUCUCCGCUGCUCCGGCAGAACUGCGAAGCCCGCGGCGUCCUGCUCCGAAGCCAUGAACAGCGGCGUGUGCCUGUGCAUGCUGAUGGCGGUACUGGCGGCGGGCGCCCUGGCGCAGCCGGUGCCUCCGGCGGACCUCGAGGGUCCUGGGGCGCAGCGGGAGGAGGAGGCGCCCCGGAGGCAGCUGAGGGCAGCGCAGAGGAUGGACGGCGAGCCCCGAGCGUACCUGGGCGCACUGCUGACCAGAUACAUCCAGCAUGCCCGGAAAGCUCCCUCUGGCCGACUGUCCAUGGUUAAGAACCUGCACAACCUGGACCCCAGCCACAGGAUAAGCGACCGGGACUACAUGGGCUGGAUGGACUUUGGCCGGCGCAGCACGGACGACUACGAAUACCCCUCCUAAGGCCGCAACCCUCCUGACUCAGAGGAGGCCGAAUAACAAAACAAUCACAUUCAUAAUUCGUUGUCUCUGAAGUCUGACAUUUUAAGUGUCUAUUUAUUAAGUUCUCAAUGUGAGAAAUCUGUAAGAUUUUUCUAGCGCAGCCACGAACCUCAGCAGAAUUGCACAAAUGGAAGACAAAAUGUUUCCCUCAUCCGUGACUCCUGGUCCCAAAGUGUUGCUAUGCUAUUAAAGUGAUUUCAUUCU